Molecule: messenger RNA, 1066 nt
Organism: Melospiza melodia melodia
Lineage: Eukaryota; Metazoa; Chordata; Aves; Passeriformes; Passerellidae
Gene: LMO4
Product: LIM domain only 4
Exons: 5
Coding region: 300-797 (165 amino acids)
Source: RefSeq, a predicted model, not a curated record
CAAACUUGCCCGGCGAUUGCAGCAUCGAGCGGCGGCGGCGCCCUGCGUGUGCGGCUCAGCGGCGGGGACCGAGCUCUGCAGCUCCCCUCCCGGGAAGCGGGAGCUGGAGGAAGGACCCGGGCAGACGCCUCUCAUAGCAAUAUCUAUAUUUUUCCAGCCUGGGCUGCCCCUUGCCGGGCGGGGGGCUCCCUCCAGCCGGCGAGAGGGCGAGCGCUGUGCUUAUUUCUUUGCAAGAAGAUCUCUUCAGGCACCCCGAGCGGCGCUCCCCGGCCUUUUGCAAUAUAGAGGGGAAGCAGGCCAUGGUGAACCCCGGCGGCAGCGCGCAGCCGCCCCCGGUCACGGCGGGCUCCCUCUCCUGGAAGAGGUGCGCCGGCUGCGGGGGGAAGAUCGCCGACCGCUUCCUGCUCUACGCCAUGGACAGCUACUGGCACAGCCGCUGCCUCAAGUGCUCCUGCUGCCAGGCCCAGCUGGGGGACAUCGGCACCUCCUGCUACACCAAGAGCGGCAUGAUUCUCUGCAGAAACGACUACAUCAGGUUAUUUGGAAAUAGUGGUGCUUGCAGUGCCUGUGGACAGUCCAUUCCUGCUAGUGAGCUGGUCAUGAGGGCACAGGGCAAUGUCUAUCAUCUUAAGUGUUUUACAUGCUCUACCUGCCGGAAUCGCCUGGUCCCCGGAGAUCGGUUUCACUACAUCAAUGGCAGUUUAUUUUGUGAACAUGAUAGACCUACAGCUCUCAUCAAUGGCCAUUUGAAUUCACUUCAGAGUAAUCCACUACUGCCAGACCAGAAGGUCUGCUAAAAGGUCAGAGUAAUGCAGAAUGCGUGCCUUCAUCUCAAAUUUUGUUCAUCACAGAUGGAUCCCAUGUCUCCAAGUAGACAAGUCACCUUUGUAGCUAGCAUCAAUGCCAGCUCCAUACCAUUGCACCUUCUUUAUUCUUGAUUGCCCUUCCCACAUUUAUUGGUGUAUUAAAAUGACUGAAUAUGAACAUUAAGGACUCCAUGAACCUGGGCUAAUGGGAGACUGUAGAGAAAAUGAAAAAAGAUCCACCGGAGGACAUCUUGGGGGGG